GCUCCCUACAUUGAUUUCUAAAACAAGAAGCAAAAUCAGCAGUCGAAGCAAUGGCGCUUUCACUGGCUCCAAUUGCUUCCUUCUCCCUUCUCACUCCAGCCAACAAACCAAUGUGGAGAAGAAGCCCUUUCUCUCUCCCAAUUUCGCCUUCUUUCUUCGAAAUGAAAUUUUGGAGGAAAUUCUCCACCUUGCAAAAAGCGUCCUCUCAUGGAGUCAGAGUUUCUAGAAGAACAUUUAUGGUAGUUCAAUGUUCUCUGGAGAGUAAUGUAAAUGAUGCAACUGGAUCAGAAUUACCACCCUUGGAAGGAUCAGAGAAGCCUGUAUCAGUAGAAAGCCUUCCCUUGGAAUCAAAGCAACAAAUGCUGCUUGAGCAGAAAUUGAGGAUGAAGUUAGCAAAGAAGAUCAGACUGCGAAGGAAACGUCUCGUUCGAAAGCGAAGAAUGAGGAAGAAGGGCAGAUGGCCUCCUUCAAAGAUGAAGAAGAAUAAAAAUGUGUAGCUGGUUCUUUGGUUAACUCUGCAGGUUUGGUUCCAAGUCACUUCGUUUUUUUGCAUUUGCUCUAAUGGUUAUGCUUCUUGAUGUAGAAAUGCUAUAUUAUUGCGCACAAUUUUAAGAAAUUUAUUCCACUUACAGUUCCCAAAUUCCAUGCUGGCAAUUUUAUCUAAUUUAAGAAUCAAUUGCACCC
Messenger RNA from Phalaenopsis equestris, 684 nucleotides. RefSeq names its product 50S ribosomal protein 5, chloroplastic. The record is from RefSeq and is a predicted model, not a curated record. The transcript is spliced from 2 exons. NCBI's taxonomy places the organism in Eukaryota, Viridiplantae, Streptophyta, Magnoliopsida, Asparagales, Orchidaceae. Bases 51 to 497 code for a protein of 148 amino acids.